UGUGAAAGUGUACAACACAACCUAGCUAAGUAGCUAGCUAUCUAGCUGAUAGCACAGUAUUCGACUAUUUACUGUAUAAUGUUGUGUGAUGGAGAAAUUAGCUUAAUUAUAUUUUUUUUCUGAAAGGAGUACCUAAGAGUAAUGUUUUUAUCUUUUUUACAAUAAUGUUUGUCGGUUUAGCUUACCUCAAAAACGAAAUGGAUAAUUAGCAUCAUUGAUUUUUUUGUUAAUUAAAUAAUUAUGUGCAGGUUAGUGCAAAGGAAUAUGUACCGAUAAAUUGUUAUUGUUUGCUUUAAUUAUUUCAUGGCAAUAUAUUUUAUGAGUGUAAAAUUACCUCCAUCUGCCAGAAGUGAUUAAAAGGUGGUAAUGGUUAAAUCAAAAUUGGUAUAUAUUCUACACCAUGCUUAACUAAGCAUGACUAAAUUUCUUGUUCUUGCACACAGCAUUACCCAAUUUGAAGAUGACUGAGUCAGAAUUUUGGAAUAAUGACGGUGUUACAGCCAAUCAGCAAGCAAUUGAAUUUUUACAAACUGUAGACUUUAAGGCUUUGGGAAGAACUGUGUUUAAAGACCACCUGGCGACAGUUUCAGAAACAGGAAAAAGUAUUGGUGAAUUAACAAUUUCUGUGGAGGAGACAAUUAGAGGUGGAGAAGUAUGCUAUUAUGUACAUGCACAAAGCCAUGGUGUGCUUGACGAAGUUCCAAUGGGAACUUCAGUUACAGCUUACAUAUCAAGAGGUGUAGUAACACUGGAACAAACACAGCAUGAAUAUAUCAAGAUUCCAAAUAAACCAUUGGACAAAAAGACUGUCUUAAUAAAAGAAGGUAACAAAUACGUCAUCAAAAGAACUACAACCGAAGGAAUGUUUGUUAGUGAAAUAGAAAGGACUUAUCCAUUAGCUGCAAUGAAAGGGUUUAUUUCUGAAGGUGCAAAUAUAAUUCUUCAAAGGAUUUUGUGCUUACGACAAGAAGUUCCUGAGCAAGCAGAGUUUAUCGCCAUUGAUUCGACAGUCAAUUUAACCCAUCAAACCUAUGAAAAACUUCCUGAUACUGUUCUGUCAGUGGGAGGUAAAACUUUACAAGUACUGGGACUACAGAGACAACAGAUUUCUAAUCAUGAACCAGUGACAACUUGGCAUACUCAUUUUUUGCCCAACGGCAACGUAGCGAGUCGUGUCACGCUAGGUUCAUCUGUACGUAUGCAACUUUUAGAAUUACCUAAAAUAGAAGACGAGGUCCAAGAGAAAAAAAUUGGUGAAGUAAAGAAGGACCUUCAUUGGAAAGAAGAUAUGCAAAUGCAUUCGCAUUUUUUGGAGAGAAAGGAGGAGCUUAUUGACGACCAUAAGACAUACUUUCGUCACAAGCCUGAAUUGCGAGCCUUACUAGAAGAUUUCUGUCAGUUUGUGCUCCUGCGAAAACCAGAUGAUGUGUGUACAUUCGCUUCUGACUACUUUCGUUCGUUUUCAACAAAGACGAAUCCACCAGGUCUCCCUGUAGAAGCUGAAAUUAGAGAUUAAAUAACUAAAUACCAUUAGAGUUACUAGGUAGACAACAGUAAUAUAUAGAUUUUUUAAAGUUUAUCUCGGUUUAUAUAACUGUUUGGCCGGUUGGAUAAAUUUUUAAAAUAAAUUGACACUGGUAUGGGAGAACCUUUAGUCAAGAUUUCGCUAGAACUUGUGAUAUUGGUGUCUCCUAUGUAGUAAAGUCUACUGAGAAUUAGCGAUGAGAUAUCUUAUCUGACAAACGUUUUCCCGAAGUGAAGAAAUUUUAUACAGCGUAAUAUUUCCGAUAAGAUGUUAAUAUUAUAAAAUGACCUUGUGUGGUUUUGUUUUGUUCUAUAUCGUUUGAAAACAUUAAUUUGGCAAGUAUACUAAUGAUGUUCAAAUGAAUUAUUUAUGAGUAUUUAUUCAUUAACUAAUUGUAGUUUGAAUAUUUCUUUUCUUCACUCGCCAAAAUCAGCAUAAUGUAUACAACCAAUGUAGAUAGAGACCUACGUUUAUUUUAUAUAUAAAUAUUGACGAAAACUUUUAUCCAUUCACGCGACAUAGCUUCUACUUUGAUAUAAACAAGAGACCGUUGACAUGAAACUGAAGUAAGAUAAAGGCGAAGUGAAAUUCCAAACUGUAGUGAAAUUUGUUAUUGUUUACAUGUUUUCGUAUUUUUAUGCUUUGACUUUCAAGCAUGCACACUGAUCCAAAAACACUCCAGGGAGAAUUGUAUAUACGGAAAUCUUGCACGAAUUUAAAAUUUGACCGAAUUUGAUCAAGUUGACCAAAGUAAAAGAACCACCCGAAGCGAACUUUACUUCGCCCAAAUUAUAAAAACCCAUAAACAGUCUAACGCAACGUGAAACUUAAUCUUCAAAAAAUUCACUUCGAAUCUCAUGUAAAAAGUCUCAAAAGCUUGCAUUUACUUCGUUUGUGUAAGGAGUAUAAGAGUCAACAUUCACAAGAAAUUUCGAUUUCCCAUGUAGGAAUGUAAAUCAUAAAUGUUAUUGUAUAUAUCAUUUGCAAAUUUAAAUUGUUUAUAUUCUGUUUGAAAGAUAUACUUUCCUAAAUA
Hydractinia symbiolongicarpus is the source of this 2558-nucleotide messenger RNA. Its product is annotated as ciliogenesis-associated TTC17-interacting protein-like. The coding region runs from base 461 to 1516 and encodes 351 amino acids. The record is from RefSeq and is a predicted model, not a curated record. The transcript is spliced from 12 exons. Gene Ontology annotation, biological process: actin filament polymerization; cilium organization. NCBI's taxonomy places the organism in Eukaryota, Metazoa, Cnidaria, Hydrozoa, Anthoathecata, Hydractiniidae.